This is a messenger RNA of Ceratitis capitata (Mediterranean fruit fly), 4731 nucleotides long. It is a transcript of the gene HDAC4, whose product is annotated as histone deacetylase 4. Lineage: Eukaryota; Metazoa; Arthropoda; Insecta; Diptera; Tephritidae. The coding region runs from base 618 to 4118 and encodes 1166 amino acids. Gene Ontology annotation, cellular component: histone deacetylase complex. The transcript has 14 exons. Gene Ontology annotation, molecular function: histone deacetylase activity. Gene Ontology annotation, biological process: negative regulation of transcription by RNA polymerase II; chromatin organization. The record is from RefSeq and is a predicted model, not a curated record.
CAACAAAAACACGCAAAGUGGUAUUCAAAAACAAAAAAAAAAAGAGUGAAUAUAAUAAAAGAAUAAAAGAACAUUCGUCGUCGUGCGCGUCACAACGCUACAAUUUGCACUUACAAAACGUACAUAAAUUAUCAGUAAAAAUAAACUGAUUGAAAAAAAUAAAAAUAAAAUACAAUAAUAAUAAUGGAAAAAUAUUCCAUAACAUAGAAUCUCAAAUAUAAUCUACGAAAAAUACCAAAAAAGUGAGACUUCGUUUUAAAUUCGGUUUAUUUGCGUUUGGCUUUGUGAUUAUCACACAAAUACGUACAAAUAUUUUUGUGUAUAUAGAUUUUUUACGAACAUGACACAUGUUGAAUUUUCGUUAUUUACUUUGAAAAUCAUAUGUAAAUAAAUAACCAAAAAUUUAACUAAAUAUUAUUCAAAUUUAUUCAUAUACAUUUUCCAAUCAAAUAGAGCGUUCCUACGCCUUUACCGCGAAUAUCUAAUUAUACUAUUUAUAUAUGUAUAUCUGUGCAGUUAAUCUAAAGACAUUCGAUGUGUGUUGAUAUAUGAUUACUCGUUGGAAAAAAUGUGUCUCAACAUUGUUUGCAUUUAAUUAAAAUCUUGUUGAAGUGCUAAUGGCGGCAUUACCAUGUUAUACAGAUAUUGCGCGCGAAGCCGGAAAUGAUGAACAUUUACAUAUAACAUCGGGAACAAUUUCACUUGAAUACAAACCAAUGCAACCAAACGCAACCGAUUUAGAUCAACAGAUAUUGGAGCUAAAAAAGAAGCAGGAAUUACAAAAACAAAUGCUUCUACAUACAUUUCAUGAACAGACAAAAGAGCUGGAAUUGCGGCACAAAAUGCAACUGGAGCAAAAGUAUCAGUAUGCGGUGCAUUCACAUGGCGCUUUCCAGGAACUACGAGAACAAAGACUAUCCACCGCCGCCGCCGCCGCCGCCGAGGAGCAACAACAGAGAGAGCGGCGUGAGCGUGAGCGUGAGGUAAUCAAGCGCAAGGAAAACUGCAGUGCCAAUGCCAGCCCUGAAGUGAAGCAAAUUUUAAAUAACUUUCUAAUUAACCGCAAACAGGCGGCCUCCUCCAAUGGCAUAACGACGACGUCACCUUACAGAAAUAGGGGUGUAGUGAAAAGUUCGUCCGGCGAAUCUCUGCCAGCCGGUUCUUUAACAAGUUCGCAUCCAUAUAAAAUUCCACAGCCGCCAUCAUCAUUUCUGAAAUAUGAAUCAGAUUUUCCACUGCGCAAAACAGCAUCCGAACCAAAUUUGCUGAAGUUGCGUCUAAAGCAAAGCGUCAUUGAACGCAAGCAGAGAAUCAGUGGUCCAUCUGUGUUACGUCGGCAUGAGCGCAUAUUGCAGCGAAGGCAGCAGAAGCAAAAUUCCGCUUUAACAAAUUGCAGCAGCACACCGGACUCGGGCCCUAACUCACCGCCGUCAUCCACUCUCUCCGCCGGUGUUGUGGGCAGCCGUGGUUCGCCGACCAGCGCACCAAUACAGGAGGAAAACGAGGAGAGUGGGCCAUAUCAGCCCGGUCAGCGUAGUAGUAUAACCGAUCUCUCGCUAUUCAGUUCACCAUCUAUGCCGAAUAUACCGCUAGGCGGUCCACAUUUGGCCAGUCAUGCACAAGCUCAAGCGAAUGCCGCUAACUACUCUAUGCUUGCUGCACUACGCCAACAUGUACCCACAAUAGCCGCUGCUCAAACAUACUACAGUCCAUUGGCGAUACCAUUCGCACGUCAUCAACCGCAUCCGCCACCGCCUGCGCCACCAACACAUAGCACAUCAAUAGCGCUCGCUGGCUCAGCUGGUGUUUUGCCACCCACACCAUCGCCGGUAGUGCGUUCGGCAUCGGCAACGUCCACCUCAUCGUCUCAGGCCUCGUUGGCCAGUGACGCAUUACCACCUAUAGCGCAUGCUGCUUCACAGCUUUUACCUGCCGGUAGCGCUGGCGGUCACAAUCACAAUGUUUUAGGCGCUAGCGCUGGUAAUAUACAUCCAGUCUCACCAAUGGUUGGUGUUUCACCCUCAAUGUAUGGUCAACCGAUAACCGAUGCUCAAGUAGCGCAUGCCCACCUGAAUAAGCAAGGACAUCGUCCGUUGGGUCGCACGCAAUCGGCACCGUUGCCGCUAGGUCAUCCAAUCUUAACUGGCACAGGGCAGAUUGGUGUUGGUCAAACGCACUAUGAGAACAGUGAUGCGGAGCAACAGGCACAUAUGUUGGUCACACAAAAGAUACGGCAAACAUUGAUCAAUCGAGGUAGCGCCAAUCGUGAACCGCAAUUGAAAGAGGAAGACGAUGCAGCCGAAGUAAUUGACUUGACGGACAAGAAGAGACCACCAAAGACCGUCAUAACUAGUAUUGUGCCCACGAGUACGUCACAAAAUCUGCCAGAGGCGACAAGUGCGCCACUAGGCGCUUGCAUGCCCAACACGCCGAGUAAGUUGCGUGAUCAGGAGUACCUGCAGCAGCAACGGGAACUGUUAUACCGACAAGCAAUGCAGAUGGACGAUGCAAUCGCUCGUAGUCUAAUGCGUCCUAUAUCACGUACGCUAUCUAGUCCGCUGGUGCAUAUGGGUCCAAAUGGCAUAAGUCAGUUACCAGAUACCGGUCAAUAUGCACCACCCAUUAUAACAUCAUCAUCAGCCGAUCAUAUACCGCCAGUUAAUCUCACAGUACCACACCGACGCCGCUUACUUGAGCACUCAUCGUCCGCAGCUGCAGCGUCUAGCGCAUUCUCUUCAUUACCUGCCAUACAGCCAGCACUUGCUGUAGCUGGUGCAACCUGUGGCAAACUCACUGCGGAUUUCUCUGCGCACAAAACAACCACUGGUCUCGCUUAUGAUAAUUUAAUGCAGAAGCAUGCGUGCACUUGUGGUGAUAACUCAGUACAUCCCGAACAUAGUGGUCGCUUACAAAGUAUAUGGGCCCGCCUGAUAGAAACAGAUCUCGCUAAGCGCUGUGACCGUUUGCGUUCACGUAAAGCUACAUUGGAAGAGUUGCAAACGGUACAUACCGAAGCACAUACAAUGCUAUUCGCUGCGAGCUCAUGCCAAUUGAAUCGACAAAAGCUGGAUAGUCCACCUGCACUCGGUUUUGUACGUCUCUCCUGUGGCGGUUAUGGUGUGGAUUUGGAUACCACCUGGAAUAAGGAUCACACUGCAGCUGCUGCACGCAUGGCUGCCGGUUGUGUCAUAGAUUUGGCGUUUAAAACAGCUAAGGGCGAUAUUAAAAACGGUUUUGCGGUAGUGCGACCACCUGGACAUCACGCAGAAGCGAACUUGGCAAUGGGUUUUUGUUUCUUCAACUCGAUUGCGAUUGCAGCGAAAUUGCUGCGUCAACGCAUACCAGAAAUAAAGCGUGUACUAAUUGUAGAUUGGGACGUGCAUCAUGGCAAUGGCACUCAACAAGCAUUCUAUGAAAGUCCUGAUGUGCUCUACUUAUCCAUACACCGGCAUGAUGAUGGUAACUUUUUCCCCGGCACUGGCGGCUCAACUGAGUGCGGUGUUGGUGCCGGCGCUGGUUUUAAUGUGAACAUCUCCUGGUCAGGUUCAUUGGAUCCACCACUCGGCGAUGCUGAGUAUAUUGCUGCAUUCCGUACGAUUGUGAUGCCAAUCGCAAAAUGUUUUAAUCCAGAUAUUAUAUUAGUGUCGGCUGGUUUCGACGCAGCUGCUGGUCACCCACCGCCUUUAGGCGGUUACUUAGUGUCGCCAGCAUGUUUUGGUUUUAUGACACGCGAACUUAUGCAAUUGGCUGAUGGUAAAGUUGUGUUGGCGCUCGAGGGUGGCUACGAUUUACCAGCCAUUUGUGAUUCUGCACAAGAAUGUGUACGUGCACUACUCGGUGAUCCAUUGUCUGCGAUUGCGGAAAGUGAACUGAAUAGGCAGCCAUGUCAGAAUGCGAUCGAUACACUGCAGAAAACGAUUGCAAUACAGUCCCAACAUUGGCCUUGUGUACGCCGUUUGGCACACACAGUCGGUUUAUCUGCGCUAGAUGCAUUAAAGAUUGAGCAUGAUGAAUCGGAAACUGUUACGGCUAUGGCAGGUCUCUCUAUGCAAUCGAUGAAUAGAAAUUUAUCGCGCGAUGACUCAGAAGAACCAAUGGAUCAAGAUGAAGCCAAAUAAUUUCGAAUAGUGAAAUUUCGAAUGAUUUUUGGAUUAACACUACCUUACAAAAGCAGUUGUAGUUUACGCUGCGAUUUGGCAAAAGAAAAAAUAUAUUAUAUAUAUAUAUAUAAGAAAUCCGUUAGUAAUUGAGACGGAUUUAUAGUGGAAAUUGGUUUUUCGAUGGACUAUGUACACAGCUACGCACCUGUAGCAAUCCUGCAUACUUGUCUGUGCAAUAAGUUGACGAAAGCACUGUGUGUUGCUAUGCACACCGCGCACUGAUUAUUAUUAUUCUUUUUUUUUUGUACAAACAUACAGUGUUUGUUGUUGUGCGCACCCACUCGGCCCACUAAAUGAGAUUAGAAAUCAGAAUAUUUUAGAAGCUAGAAUGAAUUUUUGUAACAGCUUUUAUGUGUAGCUGUCUGUUGUAUUUUGGGCGUUUGAAUGAUUAAAAAAAAAAUGGAGAUUUGUCUUUGUCUUUUGAAAUCAACGUGCAUACAAAUGUACAUAUAUAUAAUGCAAGGCGUUGGAGUGUUGUAAAAACGACUGUUUUUCCUGGCAUAAAUGUAUGUACAUUUGUAUGUAUGCAUGGGUUAGCAAAAAACGUAAUAAAACGUAUAUUAAAAUUACU